AUGGCGAUUAUCCCGGGAAUCCCAGGCAUCUCCCAGGGCCUCUGGCAGCUGCUCUGGGCUGAGUCACCCCACAACCAGGACGGCCCCGAGCACCAAGCUGCUCUUCAAAGGGCCACCACGCUCUCCAUGGAGACUGGCAGCUCUUUCCAACAGCUUGGCAAGCAGCAGCCCCUCGAGCCCCCCAAGCAGCAGCUCCUGGGCUAUGGCAAGUGCAGCACCACGGGCAGUGAUCCUGGCAAAGAGCCUGGGAAAGCUGCUGGGUGCAGUGGAAGCAGUGGGAUCGGGAAGGGGCCAGUGCCAAUGGUCUGCAGCACUCCGUGUGGGAACCCCUAUGCAGGGCUGGUGAGCCACCUGCGGGCAUCCUGGCUCUCUGGGAAGACUCGGCCCAUGGAAUAUCGUGUGGCACAGCUGGAGGCUCUGGGACGCUUCCUGGAUGACAAGAAGCAGGAGAUUCUGGAAGCCACUGAAUUGGAUAUGGGCAAGCCAUCCUUUGAGGCUUUCUUCAGCGAGAUCCUCCUCUGCAAGAAUGAGCUCAAUGUCACCCUCAACAACCUGUGCAGCUGGAUGAAGGAUGAGCACGUGGACAAGAACCUGGUGAUGCAGCUGGACUCUGCCUUCAUCCGCAAGGACCCCUAUGGGGUGGUGCUCAUCAUAGCGCCCUGGAACUACCCCAUCCACCUCUUCCUGGUGCCCCUCAUUGGGGCCAUCGCUGCUGGGAACUGUGCCAUCAUCAAACCCUCAGAGAUCUCCAAGAACACAGAGAGACUCGUUGCUGAAACGCUGAGUUGUUACCUGGACAGUGACUGCUUUGCUGUGGUGACCGGUGGCGUGCCAGAGACCACCAGGCUGCUGGAGAACAAGUUUGACUACAUCUUCUUCACUGGCAGCCCCCCGGUGGGGCGGAUCGUGAUGACAGCUGCUGCCAAGCACCUGACACCGGUGACACUGGAGCUGGGGGGCAAGAACCCCUGCUACGUGUCUGACACCUGUGAUGUGACCAACGUGGCGCGGCGCGUGGCCUGGGGCCGCUUCUUCAACGCGGGGCAGACCUGCAUCGCGCCUGACUACCUGCUCUGCACCUUGGAGAUGCAGGAGAAGCUCAUGCCCGCCCUGCGUGAGGCCAUCACAGAGUUUUUCGGCCCCAACCCCCGGGAAUCCCCGGAUUUUGGCCGCAUUGUGAGUGACAAGCAGUUCCAGCGCCUGCGGGCGCUGCUGGGCAGCGGGCGCGUGGCCAUCGGGGGACAGACGGACGAGGCCGAGCGCUACAUCGCUCCCACUGUGCUGGCAGAUGUGCUGCCCUCAGACCCUGCCAUGCAGGAGGAGGUCUUUGGGCCCAUCCUGCCCAUCGUCGUCAUCGCCAACAUGGAUGAAGCCAUUGACUUCAUCAACGCACGGCCACGGCCAUUGGCCCUCUACGCCUUCUCCUGCGACAGCAAGAUCGUGAACCAGGUCCUGGAGCGGACGAGCAGUGGAGGCUUCUGUGGCAACGACACCCUGAUGCAUGUGACACUGACCUCGCUGCCCUUUGGAGGUGUUGGGAACAGUGGCCUGGGAAAAUACCAUGGGAAGUUCACCUUUGACACCUUCUCCCUCCACCGUGGCUGCCUGCACCGGAACAUGGGGCUGGAGACGCUCAACACCCCGCGCUACCCGCCCUACACCCAGCAGAAGUUGGGACUCCUCACGACCACCUUCGAGGUGAAGCGCAGGGGCACCUGCACCCUGCUCUGAGGCUGCCAUGCCCUGCUCUGGAGAUGCCACGGAGUCAGCGGGAAGAACUGGAACUGUCCCACUCUCCCUCUUCAUCGCACUCCCCACUUCCUCACUGUGUCCUUUGCCUCGCUGGAGCAUGUCAGACAGCCAGGAUGGACAUCCUCUCCUGCACCCUUUGUGGCCUCUGCUCCAAACCAUUUUCCAGGACACAGAUGAAAUGACCAAAAUCUUUUUCUUAGUCCAAACUUCUCUUUCUGCUGGAGAAGCGCUCCCAUCAGUCCCAUCUCCCCUCACACGGACUUUUCCUUUGGAAUGAACCUCUGUCCCUCCUCGCUGUUGCUCUUUGCUCCGUGUAACUCUGCCUGUAGUAAAGACUUUGCAUCAA
Melospiza melodia melodia is the source of this 2098-nucleotide messenger RNA. RefSeq names its product aldehyde dehydrogenase family 3 member B1-like. The transcript has 11 exons. Gene Ontology annotation, biological process: aldehyde metabolic process. Gene Ontology annotation, cellular component: cytoplasm. Bases 1 to 1731 code for a protein of 576 amino acids. NCBI's taxonomy places the organism in Eukaryota, Metazoa, Chordata, Aves, Passeriformes, Passerellidae. Gene Ontology annotation, molecular function: aldehyde dehydrogenase (NAD+) activity; 3-chloroallyl aldehyde dehydrogenase activity. The record is from RefSeq and is a predicted model, not a curated record.